GCUUCAGUCUUCACGCUCUUUUUUUUGCUUCAUAUCAGAAUUUGAUUCUGAAAUGUUCUUGUGCAUUGUUAACAAUCGUCUUUCUUAAAUUGUGACGCUUUUUGGUCAAUAGCGCUUUGUAUCUAUCGCGUUUUAACUAAAUUUAAAGUGUGUUGUUUUCUUUCUUUGUUCAUAACAAAGAUAGUUCAAACAAAUAUUAGUGCUCCUUGAUAUUUAACGUUUUAUGCAACAGGAAUACAGUGCUUUCGUAAAGUGGCAUAUAAAUAGUGAAUAUUCUUGGAAAGAGAUUGUCAUCAUUUCAUAACAAUGCCUACAAGUGCAGUUUAUCAGCCUACAACAGUAACUUACGAACAGCAACCAAAUGAUCAGCGAUGGAAUUGUCCAAUGAGUUACUUUUCACGGCGUGUGACGAGCUCCUUAAAUCGGGCAGUCUGCGUGAGGCUUAUCCUGUGUCUGUUGGGCAGUACAUUCUUCAUUAUUGGUCUGGCGCUGUUGAUAGCUGGCGGAGUACAGUAUUCCAACACGCCAGCGACGCCCACACCGCAGGAAGUUGACAAUGGCUUCGGUGCCCUCAUCGCCGGCGGCGUCAUACUGUGCCUCGGGGUACUGUUCGCGGGUGUAGGCGGCUGGGCCUGGUCAUCACGCUGGGGCGGAGGCAAGGAGGCGCCCCCUAGCGGCGCGGCGGCCCUCACAGCUCUGAACCCCUCCACCGAUCCCCUGGUGGCUGCGCAGUACGCUCCAGUGAGGGACGCGCCCCCCGCCCCCGAUGAUGAGAUGAGGAACCUCAUGGAUAAUAAGGAAUGUUUGAGCAGUGCUGAGGAAAGCGAUAAGAUGCUGGAUGGCAGACCAGCUAUCGCGUAAAUACUUCUUGCUGUUUACUGUUAAGUAUCUCUUGUCGGCCAGUUCUGGCCUGUUUUGUCCAUUAAUUCACUAUCAAGUACUGUUAGUACAUUCUUCGCCUAAAAUGACAAUUAAAAAUUACUCUUUUCGAAUUAUUUUAAUUCUAUUCAAUUGAAUUUAUCUGUUUGGAUUUUUUUAUAAUGUAGAAUCCAUGUAUACUGUAUACCCGUCUGUGACGUUAUACCUUUAAAAGGCGUUUCAAAUUUUACUUUGAGCGUAGACUCGCUCGUGUAAGGUACGGACUCAGUAACAAUAAUAUUAAAUAUUAUGUCCUAAAAUAACAAAGAUCUCAAGUGCGUCAAGCAGUAAUUUGUACCUAAGUAGAGUUUAUGUUAGCAAAAAAAGCCUUUCUAGGGCGUCAUACAUGCUGGGUCCGUACCUGAUAAUAUUUUUAUAAAUAGAUAUUGCAUUUCGUGGUACAAAAUAGUAUGUCCGUAGACAUCCUUAGUCCAUUCCUUAAACUUUCAAUAAAUUGUAAAAAAAAAAAGGUUUUACUUACUCAUUAUACAGAGACCGAGCUGCGUAAUUCCUUCAAUGAUAGCCAAGUUUAGGAAUGGACUCGUAAUAUGUAGUUUUGUCGGUAAUAGAACAUUGCAUCACAUUGUAAUGUGUUCACAAUCGUGUAAGUAAAUUAAUGUAAUGAAUAUAUUUUCUUGGUAUUAUAUACACAUGGUCUAACAGUAAGCUUAAAUAACGAGACAUGUGGCCAAAUUGUCGUCCAGAUUACUUAGACUAGUUGUGAUGUCCAUUUCAAAUAAUGUAGGGUAGUUUUAAAUCUCUUCUUUCGCUAUCGAAUUUUUAAAUAAUCGAAUAUAAUAUUGUGUAUACUUAAGGUUCACGAUUCCCUAAACAACUGUAAUCAUAACUUUUAGGGUGAAACCAAACGAGCGAUGUUUUUUAAGUCACGCAUAAUAAUUGUUAGAUUUCAAUAUUAAUUUGUGACUCACGACGUUCCCUGAAAAUCUUCAAUUUUUUAUGAAACCCAACUCCCAAGGUAUUAACAAAAGUAAAAGACACAUAAUUUCAUGCACAUUUUAAAAAUGUGUGUUUAAUGCUUCAAUUGUGCCAGGAUUUAAAUGCAGCAGAAUUUCUGCCGUCUUAAUUACGACCUACGACU
Aricia agestis (brown argus) is the source of this 2017-nucleotide messenger RNA. RefSeq lists its product as uncharacterized. The record is from RefSeq and is a predicted model, not a curated record. The transcript is spliced from 4 exons. Bases 307 to 861 code for a protein of 184 amino acids. Lineage: Eukaryota; Metazoa; Arthropoda; Insecta; Lepidoptera; Lycaenidae.